Molecule: messenger RNA, 2412 nt
Organism: Lasiodiplodia theobromae
Lineage: Eukaryota; Fungi; Ascomycota; Dothideomycetes; Botryosphaeriales; Botryosphaeriaceae
Product: Glycoside hydrolase family 3
Exons: 3
Coding region: 1-2412 (803 amino acids)
Biological process (GO): glucan catabolic process
Molecular function (GO): beta-glucosidase activity
Source: RefSeq, a predicted model, not a curated record
AUGAGAGCCCUUUCGGCUUUCGGGGUUGCCUCUGCCCUCGUUUCUCGCAGCUAUGCUGCUUCCAACUCGUCUACUAACUCGGCGUCCAUUCUCUCGUCCGGAAAAGUUCAGCUUGGCGAUUUCGAAUCAGCGUACCAGAAAGCCAAAGCCUUUGUUUCCGGCCUCAGCAACGCGGACAAGAUUUCCAUCAUCACCGGCGGCGAUGUCUCCGGCUCCAACCUCACGUGGACCGCCUUGGAGAACAAGGACGGCAGCAGCGGAAUCAACUACCAGUACUACGUCUCCGGAUUCAGCAUGGACAAUGCCCUGGCCAUGACCUGGGACAGGGAUUAUUUUGAGAAGCAGAACAAGGCUGUCGGCCGCGAGUUCUAUCUCAUGGGCUACAACCUGAUCAACGGCCCGGAAUGUGGUCCUCUUGGGCGUACUCCCUGGGGCGGCCGCCAGGCGGAGGCUUACAGCCCUGACCCAUACCUGUCCGGUUCUGUCAUGUCCAAGGCCAUUGCUGGAAUGAACUCGGCUGGCGUCGUCGCCGGCGGUAGGCACUUCCUGCUCAACGAGCAGGAGACGAACCGCUCGUCCAGCAUCUCAUCUACGACGACGGCCGUCUACACGUCCAACGCCGACGACAAGACGAUCCACGAGCUGUAUCUCUGGCCUUUCCAGGAGGGAGUCAAGGCCGGAAUGGCGGCCGUCAUGUGCGCCAUGUCUCGCGUCAAUGGCACUCUAUCUUGCGAGAAUAGCGAUCUGGUCAGCGGCCUCCUGAAGUCCGAACUAGGCUUUCCCGGAAUGGUGUUCCCGGAUGUCAACUCGCAAUCGAGCUCCUACGGCUCUGCAAACGCUGGUCUUGACUACGGCUCGAGCUCGUACUGGACUUCGGAUAUCCUGGAGGCCGGAAUCACCAACGGUUCCUUCACGCAGGCCCGUCUCGACGACAUGGCGGUCCGCAACAUCAUCGGCUACUACUACGUCGGCCUCGACGACGGCAAGCAGCCCGAGGUCGCCGCCACGACCGAGUACCGCGACGUCCGCGCCGGCCACGCCGCCCUCAUCCGCGAGAUCGGCGCGAACUCGCUCGUCCUGCUCAAGAACAACAACACGGCGGCCAACCAGGGUCUUCCUCUGAACCGGCCGCGCACCAUGAGCGUCUUUGGUGCCCAUGCUGGCCCUGCUAUGGCCGGUCCGAACCAAGCGUUUAGCGUGCAGGGCACUGAUGGCCCCGUCUACCAGGGCCAUCUUGCCUCUGGCAGCGGCUCUGGCCAGCUAUCGUUCUCUUAUCUCAUCACACCCUUCCAAAGUCUUAGUACGCGUGCCGCGGCUGAUGGCAGCAUGAUCCGCUGGAUUUUGAAUGACACCUACUCCUCCUCGAGUAGUGAGGGAGGAAUGGGCGGAGGGGGAAGCUUUGGCGGCAGCGAUGGUGGACUUCCUACUAUGAGCGGUAACUCCAGUAGCAACGGAACUGCGCCUGGCGGCGGAAUGGGCAAUGGUGGUGGCGGUGGUGGCGGCGGCGGCAUCUCGAUCUCUGGCCAGGGCACGGCAGUGACGCCCAGCUACGAAAACUACGCCGAGGACUCGGAGGUCUGCCUCGUCUUCUUGAACUCCUUCGCCGGUGAGGGUGGCGACCGCGAGGAGCUGAACAAUGCCGAUCAGGACACGCUCGUCACUACUAUCGCAUCGAGCUGCAACAACACCGUCGUCAUCAUUAACACCGUCGGGCCACGGCUGGUCGACGCCUGGAUCGAGAACGAGAAUGUGACGGCGGUCGUGUACGGCGGUCUGCUCGGCCAGGAGUCGGGUAAUGCCAUUGCUGACGUGCUGUACGGCGACGUCAAUCCGUCAGGCAAGCUGAUCAACACCAUCGCCAAGGACCAGUCCGACUAUCCCGUAUCCAUCUGUUACACCGAGGUCUGUGACUUCAGCGAGGGCGUUUACAUCGACUACCGUCACUUUGACAAGUUCAACGUGACCCCUCGCUACCCCUUUGGCCACGGCCUGUCCUACACUACCUUCUCUUUCGGCGACGUCGGUGCGCAGAAGACGGACGAGAAGGCUCUCUCGUCGACGUACCCGACCGGCCCGCUCGCCGUCGGCGGCAAGACGGACCUCUUCGACGAGGUCAUCCGCGUGACGACGACCGUCGAGAACACCGGUGAUCGCGACGGUGCUGAGGUCGCCCAGCUGUACGUCGCCUACCCUUCGUCGGCGCCGGACCAGCCACCCCGCCAGCUGCGCGGCUUCGAAAAGGUCAAGCUGGCCAAGGGCGAGCGUAAGGACGUUACCUUCAGCGUCAGGCGGAAGGAUAUUUCCUACUGGGACACCACCGCCCAGGAGUGGGCAGUCGCCAAAGGAAGGUACACUUUCUCCGUUGGUGCUAGCUCCAGGGACCUCAAGGGCGAGGCGACGGUUACCAUCUGA